Molecule: messenger RNA, 1235 nt
Organism: Manis javanica (Malayan pangolin)
Lineage: Eukaryota; Metazoa; Chordata; Mammalia; Pholidota; Manidae
Product: vomeronasal type-1 receptor 1-like
Biological process (GO): G protein-coupled receptor signaling pathway
Cellular component (GO): membrane
Molecular function (GO): pheromone receptor activity
Source: RefSeq, a predicted model, not a curated record
UAACAGGCAUCAGGUGUAUGUCCUCCAGGUAAAGCCAUCUCUACAGAGGACGAAGUGUCUACCUUUGCAGGAGAAGAAAGGGAAAGGAUCCGUUUCCAAUGCUGGUUGUAUAAGAAGGCUGCUGACGUUACCACCAACACAGCCCCCUUUGUCUCCAGGCCUCCCUGAAGCCCUCUCCAUGCUUUUUGAUAAAGAUACCCUACAAACUACAGGGAACGUGGCUCUGAAAACCACCUUUCUGUUACAGAUUGGAUUUGGGACACUGGCCAAUGUCACCCUCUUUUUCUACAAUGUCGCCCCAGUCUUGCGUGGCCACAAGCAGAGACCCACACACGUGGUUCUCAUCCACAUGGCCUUGGCCAAUCUCCUGGCUCUUCUGUCCUCUGGGAUUCCCCACACAAUGGCAGCUUUUCUUUUGAGCAAUCCCCUGUCCAGUCUUGGGUGUAAAGUUGUAUAUUAUACACAGAGAGUGGCUCGCAGCUCCACCCUGUGCUACACCUGUGUCCUGAGCACCUGCCAGUUUUUCACACUCAUCCCUGGGAGAGCCGAGCGGAUGAUGCUCAGGAGUGCCCCCAGGGUCCCUGGUCCUUCCUGCUGUGUCUGCUGGGUGUUUGCUGCCUUAACAAAUACCUAUAUUCCCUUGAAAGUCACUAGUGCACAGAACACGGGAAAUGAUACCGACACACAGGGCAGGUGGUUUUGCUCAUCUUCAUUUCCCAGCACCAGAAUUGGCAUCGUGUCAUCAUGUCCAGAUGCCAUAUUUAUUGGCCUCAUGGUCUGGGCCAGCGGCUCAAUGGUGGGUCUCCUACGCAGACAUCACCAGAGGGUGCAGCAUAUUCACACCCCCAAGGGCCCCCACAGCUGCCCCCCAGAGACCAGAGCCGCCCACACCAUCCUGAUGCUGGUGGUCACCUUCGUCGUCUUCUACAUGAUGAAUUUGGUUUUCACUUUUUACAUCACUGUCUUUUUAGACCUUCAGCUCUGGCUGAUACAGACAUGUAAUGUUUUGGCUUUGUGUUUCCCCACUGUGAGCCCCUUCCUGCUGGUCCUUAGGGACCCCAGAACUCCCAGGCUUCGCUCUUAAAUUGUUAGAAAUCAUUCUUGAAAUAUUAAAUACAUAGAUGUCAGCUCCUGUAUCAGCCCUGAUAUUAUACUUAGUAAUCAUUUACCAGUUAACUGCUUUUAUAAUUUGUCCUUGUUUGUGACUGUGCAGAAUAUCAUAUUCAUGACUUGAC